UCACAGUACAACAAAUUGAAUGCACUAAUGGAAAAUUUCACUGGAUCUCCAUUCACUGUUCUGGGUUUCCCCUGCAACCAGUUCGGACAUCAAGAUCCAGAGGAGGAUUCCGAAGUUCUAAAUGUUCUCAAGUACGUUCGACCAGGAAAUGGAUUUGUUCCAAACUUUCCUAUUUUUGGCAAGAUAUUAGUGAAUGGUGAAAGUGAGCAUCCUCUCUACACGUUUCUGAAGGCUUCAUGCGCCUUUGUCAACCCUGUCCUGGGCGAUAAGAACAAGUUGCACUGGUCACCUCUGAAAGUCAGUGAUAUUCGCUGGAACUUUGAGAAAUUCUUGGUGGACGGUAAUGGAAGACCCUUGAAAAGGUAAAAUAGGUGUUGCUCUAGGUCAGAGACUUGUGUGUCUUCAGCUUGGAUUUUGCUAUAGUAAAUAUUAUUAUUACAGUACAUUUAUGGUAACUUGUCACUCUCAAGGGAAAAGCAUUCAGUGAUAAGUUAUCCAGAGUGGCGAGUUACAAGUAUAUAUAAAUACAUAAAUACACAAAUAAAUGCGACCAAGAUAUUGACAGUAUUAGUGUGUGUGAGCACCAUCAUUUUCAUGGAAGAUAAAGAUCUGUCGCCAUGUUCACUGUGACAUUUUUCGUAACAUGGAGUGACAAGGCAAAACAAAUUGUUGACAGCUUGUUUCAGCUCCUCUGUAGACUCAUAUGCCAUUUUGUAUCAGGGGGUUAAGAGGACUUUGUGGAUAUCCUGCACUUCAUCAGUAAACUCUGUUUGCAGGUACGACAUAAGUGCACCGUUCAACAUUAUUGAAGAAGACAUUGCAAGCCUGUUAAAGGAAGCCACUGAAGACUAGGUUAUAAACAAAGAACUGUUGUCUUGUUGAAACUGCUCUGGAGACUCAAUGAAGAACGUUGAGGAAACGACUGAACUCAACUGUUCUGAUGGGCGUGGGCGCAACUCUCUGGGCUUGGUGCAUUCGCUCAGGGAAUUGAUGUCCACCCGUCUCCAGAAAAGCUUUCCAUCCCAUAUAUUCUAUUGAAAGUAUUUAAUUAAACAAAGAAUCUUUGGAAUGAGUACUGUUAAGAAUCCAGAGAGACUCGAAGGGACUAUUGAAUGAGACGUGCAAGCUGCCUUGUCCUGUAGCAUGCGCAGGUUUGGAAAUUAUGGAUUCAUUUAAUUGUACCAUAGUAAUAAUCUUUGCAUUUGAUAUAAUAAUCUUAGUAUUUAAUAUAGUCCCUAAUGAAGUUUUUUAGACGUCUCAAAGCGC
This is a messenger RNA of Callorhinchus milii (elephant shark), 1266 nucleotides long. RefSeq names its product glutathione peroxidase 9 (gene gpx9). The record is from RefSeq and is a predicted model, not a curated record. The transcript is spliced from 3 exons. Gene Ontology annotation, biological process: response to oxidative stress. NCBI's taxonomy places the organism in Eukaryota, Metazoa, Chordata, Chondrichthyes, Chimaeriformes, Callorhinchidae. Gene Ontology annotation, molecular function: glutathione peroxidase activity. The annotation marks the transcript as partial.